Messenger RNA from Candidula unifasciata, 1683 nucleotides. The record is from the annotation of a GenBank genome assembly. NCBI's taxonomy places the organism in Eukaryota, Metazoa, Mollusca, Gastropoda, Stylommatophora, Geomitridae.
AUGGAAGGCGUUUUACUGAAAUGGACCAACUACUUUUCUGGAUGGCAGCCUCGGUGGUUCAUUCUGGACAAUGGAGUUUUGUCGUACUACAGAUCGCAAGAAGAUGUCAACAAUGGCUGCAAGGGGUCCAUCAAAAUGGCCGUGUGCGACAUAGCAGUUCACCCAACUGACACGACUCGACUGGACCUGACAAUACCUGGUGAGCAGUACUACUAUGUCAAAGCAAGCACUCCUCAGGAGAGGCAGGCAUGGCUGAUAGCGCUGGGCAGCUCUAAGGCGGCUUUCCAUGAAACCAGUUCUGCCAAACAAGGUGCAGAUGCCUUGCCAGACCUCCUCAGAAGCAAACAGUCGGAGCUGAGGCUCUACUGUGACCUACUGAUGCAGCAGGUUCACUCUAUCAAGCAGAUGGCAUCAAAGUCUGAUGGAGCGUUGGAUAUCGAGAGAAUGACAGAAUCUUCCUCCCUGAUUGCUGCGACCUGUGACACAUUCAUUGUGGCUUUGAAUGAGUGUAUGACCAUAGUCUCAGAGUCACCAGUCUUUCAGCCCACUCAGCAUCAUGUGCAUGACCUGACCUUACCAGGAUCCUCAUCUCUUGCAAGUAUUCAGAGAAUACCGAAUGCAAGGACAGUAAUUUCCAGACCAGUAGAAAGACCAGCACGACGCAGACCCCCAUCUAUUAGUUCCUUGGAUAGCGUCAAAGUUCACACUUCAUCCUCUCAUCAUUCACACACUGAUGGUUCAAGUCCCAAAUGGCCAGCAUCGCCGGCUCUGCAGUCUCCCGUAUUACCCCACUCCUCACUCCAGCCAGAAUCUGUGCACCAUUUCCCAGUGCCAUCCGCCGAUCCCAGACAGAGAUCUGAUACCUCGUCGUCUCAACUACCAUCUUUGCCAGCAGCAGACGUGAACCUGACAGAGGUCUAUGCUGAUGGUGAACUGAUACCCCGUUUACAUGGCAACGGAAGUCUGCUCAAGAAUGGGCCUGAAUUGGUAAUUCCAGCAGGACAUAAAUCGGCUGGUACAGAAGUAGAUAAUAGUAAAAACUCUGAGGAUGCUGUUGAUGAGAGUAUUGCAACCUUUUUCUCAGCAAUGCCCAAAAGCUUUGCUGAUGUUGACACCAGAGAUCAAGAUUCAAUCCUUGUUGUUCCAUUCCUAGAUGCCUGUAAACAUUUGGUACCAAUAUUCGAUAAAUUAAACACAUCCGCUCUGAUCCCAGUAAAAAUGGAUUUUUGUGGUAAUAUAAAGAAAAUUGAAAGCAAGUAUGAAAUUAACCCAGAACUGUUCCCAACUCUUCAGUCCAUGGUAUUACAUGAACUGGAAAAUAACCAGCAUACUUACUCAAAUUCUGCUACCUCCGCUCUGCUGUGGCUCAAACGAGGCCUGGAGUUUAUAUCAGAGUUCCUGAAGGAGUGUUGCUCUGGAUGCACUGACAUGGGAGUUUGUGCUGGCAAUGCUUAUUCCCGAACUCUGAAGCUGUAUCAUGGAUGGGUGGUCAGAGGAGUCUUUGCUAGUUCACUGCCAGUGAAAGCUGACGACAGUGACGCCACCAUCGAUACAUCAAGUGAACUUUUUGAACGAGUUCUGUUGUCUCACAUCCAGACAUUUCUGCUCCACUUGACCAGGGUACUGGACGCCAUCAACAAUUUCUACGCCAGACAUUCCUUGGAUUCGCCCGAUACAGUAUAA